CAACAAUAGCAAUUGUUUGCCAAGCGCAUUCAGCCGUGUGGUAGCAAGUUGGAUGCACCGUGCACGUAAGACAACAAACAAACCGACAGAAACAGAAGCGUUGGCAUACCAAUGAUGCCGUAACAAACAGAAGCAAAGUUCAUGAAUACAGAUGGAGAGCCGAGGAGAAAGUAAAGGAGUUCGCUUGAUUAUAUCAAAGUAUUUUUUAAAGAGGUGGGUUUUGAGACUGGAGUUGAAAGUUUUGAACCUAGACACAGUCCUAAGAGAAAAGGGCAGAAAGUGCACGGCGCCACACGGGUAUCGAACCAGCGCACCUCCGCGUUCGGACAUCAGCGCUCUAACCAAUCAGCUUUCGGCUUCCCUGACUUUAUAGACUGAUUAUACAAAAGUAGAUAAUUGAACGACGUGGAUGAAAAUCAUAACUUCCAGUCUUGUCAUCGCUUCAUUUCAGUUUGCUGCUAGUCAUCCGAUACUUCACUUAUGUGAUAAGUCUGUUGACGAUGAUAGCGCGGUGGAUAAGGAAGACGAUCCAAGAAAAUAACUCUGUGGAACACCGAAUGAAAGAACAUAUGGAUAAGAUUAGCGACAACAAAUAAUUGAGUUGAAAUAGUUAAUUUGCAAACCAGAGUAUAACUGUUCCAGAUUUACAGAUAUCGUUGUAGCAUGAAAGGGACUCAUAAAGCAUGUUGUUAUCAGCCACAGGAAGGAGAGCUUUUCACGACCAACAAAGUCAACAACAAUAAAGGGUGGCAGCACAUUAUUAUUUCUUUGUAGUGAAUGGUAUAUGACGACGGCAAGCUAUGCAAAGAGCUGCUAGAGGAUGAUUUGUUUACAGUUAGGAGAGAAAUCGACACUGAACGAUUACUCUUGCGUUUAUUUUGACCAACAUUUGAUAGUAGUCGUGGUGAGCCGAGUGAGAGCUUGUUGUAGCAAUGUCGGAUCAAAACACUCAUUAAUCUGACGGUUGGUGAAAGGAACAGGAACCAGUAAACAGUCUGGAUUUUUUGAACUUCCCUUGAGUCACUGGGUGAACGCAGUAAGUUCUCGAGGACAUUCAUUGUUUAGUGUUUAGAAUCAGAUACGUUGAGGCUGGCAGUAGGGUCCCGUUAAUUAAUUAUCAAGAUCACGCCGGUUGAGAAGAAAUAUCGAGAGAAAGUAUGGAAAGUAGCUGGUCAACAGGACAGAAGACAUGUGCUUUACACUAAGACUGAAGGAAUAGCAGAGCUGCCGUUGAAGAACAACCAAAAUAAGUGAGUUGGUUCACCCUUGGAUAACCUGAGAAUAAGUCUACCAUCUACGCCCCGAGACUUGUCAAGUGUCGAGUCAGUGACGAGGGAAGAUACGUCUCGCGCUUCGUCACAAGUAGGAUACCUUUCCUGCGAUUUCCCAGAUUGUGCAUAAGAAAGAAGAGAGGCAGAGACAAGUGGACGAGCAAGUUCGACUUCAUGUCCUCGGCAGGACUGCAGCCUUAGAGGAUGAGAAACUUUUCUAAUUAUUUCCAGCUGUUGCUGCUGACAACAGUUGUAUUGGAAGUUGUUUCAGAAUCGCAGAUACCCGAGAGCAAAACAACAUGCGGGAUUCGUUACUGGGAGGCACGUGACAUGAUGCUGACCUGCUACUUCCACGAGGACAUUAGUGCUACUCCCAAAAGAUUCGCUGUGUAUCUCUACCCAGGAGCAAAAAUGGUGAUUGCAUGCGAUUGGUUUGACGAAUUACAUUGUGAAGUGGACCCUGCGUACAAGUACGACAAGGUGAUCUACCGGGAUCAUAUCAACAUCCGGAUACCCGACGCUGCAGAGAAGCAUGUCGGGACUUACGCCUGUCAGGUGAAUGGCGAGAAAAAUCAUGGAAACUGCAGUUUUACUGCAUCACAAAUUCCACCUAAUCUACCGGCACCCAGUUCCUACCUGGAGCCAACGACGAAGACAGUUCCUACUUUUGCUUCAACCACAGCAGCCACCUCUGCUCUCCCUGAUGAUCAGCAAACACAAAGUACGAGUGAACAGAGCUCAGCCGAGCCAUGGCGACCUGCAGCUGAACUUAUUCAUAUUGUAACCGCCAGCAAUACGGGUCAAGAUACGGCGUGUACCCAAAAGGACAACAUUGUGAUUGCUGUGUCCGUACCCGUAGCUGCUUCAGCUCUCGUCAUUAUCCUCAUAGUCAUUUUAUAUCACCAUUGCCGAAGACACCAGAAGCAAUCAAGAAAGCGAGAGAAUGAAGAGAACGACGACACAGACAGAGAACAGAGGCAUGGACUGCUAACUCAUGAGUUAUACACCAAAGAGUGGACAUGUCCACGUACCCCACUGUCAUCUACACCCGAGACUACCACCGACAGGUAAAAUUCCGGCGGUCAACUGGUUUCUCUCGAGGACGGACAGGAGACCCCAUGAGGAGCCAUUGCUAGUUGAAGAGAGGGAAGGGUAGAUGAAGGAUGAAGACUUUUGUUGUGGUGGUGGUGACUUCACAACCUUCUCAGGUGAUCUGAGAAAAAGUGUUUGGACAAAGGGAGACUCAUACUAAAACAAAAUUAUUGUAAAAUGUUACUCUGUACAUGGAGCAUUUAAGCCAAACAUGAGACUGUAGUACUUUGCUGGUCCAUCUUGGUGGUUAGAACUAGUAUGCAUGAUGUAUAUUAAAAUAUUAAAAUUUAAAUUUAGUAUUAGCAUAAAUGUAAAGAUCUUUAUGAGCGAAGUUUGAUGGUCUAUGACUAUUGUGCAAUAAAAGUAAACACUGAUUUUUUUGUUAGAUAGCUCGAUUCACAAAUCUUUUCUAUACAUUGCAUAAGCCGAGGAGUGAUCGAAUGGGAAAGAGGCCAGCUCAUGACAAACUAUCACAGACAUUUGAUGAUUACUUUAUUGAAUUUAAAAAUGAAUUUUACACAAAUCUGGUCGUUCAGGGUGCACUAGAUGACUAGAAAGAACUUUGCUUUCUAGUAAUGUUGCUGCUGUAAAAUGCGCAUUUAAAAGUUAGGCCUCAACAGUUAUCUUACAGGUACUUUUUUAUCUAUGGUACUUCUCUUCAUUUAUUACUUAUAAAGCUUUCAGGUAAUCAGCAGACUUAAAAAUCUACGGUUUCACAGUUUUGUUUGACUCUUAGAAAUGUUGCAACUCAUCUCCCCUUCCUCCUCUGAGCCUGCUGUUUUGUGUGCUAGAUGCUAUGUAUGGGAGAUAUGUGAUGAUGAACUUACUGUGACUUUCUGUAUGAAAAGACACAAUUAUAGACUACCUGUUUUGAUGAAUUUUACCUAAAAGGCUCAUUUAACACACACACACACAUACACGCACGGGCGCGAGCGCUCAAAUCAAAUGCUUUGUCCAGAUUAAUUAUUUGUUGGAUAGCUAGAGAUACUUAUUCUAGAGGUCAGCAAGAGUGAAACUAGGGAGGUAUGUAAACUCACCUGAUAAAGCUGAAGGAGGGAUGCCACAAGGAGGAGCAAUCUCACCCACUGUGCUUGUCAUCUGUAUUGAUGACAAGACAAGUUGUCAGACAUAAUCACAAGGGCAGGUUGUCUGACGACCUGGAGUUCUAUACUGCACCCCAGACACUCCAGCAGCUAAAAGAAUGAAAUCAGCAUCUCAGGCGAUGAAGAUCAAUGGCUCAUCACCAUCCCCAAAGCCUAGAAAGAAGUCACGAGCUUCUCCCUUUGUCUCAGUAAAGAUAAGUACGGCCUGAAGAUUGACACUGGAACAAAGCCCCCAGAGCUCGAUCACUCCAACUUGGAGUGAAAGUCAACAAAGAACUCAAGCCACACCUCAACGCCAUGGAGGGAAAGCUAUGAGGAUGAUGACCAUCAUGAAAAAUCUGAGUGGAACACAAUAAACCUUCAGCUGUAUAAUUUUGUAGCAGGUCUACAUGGCAGUGUAUGUCUACGACUGAAGUGUGUCAUCAUGUGCCACGGCAGCUAAGACCCACACACCUGGACAGAACAAAUGGCCGAAUCCUGUCAUCCUCCUCAUCACUGGAAGUCAGCGCGGACUUGUGGCUGGUGUCGGCCUGGCUGGCUGGAUGGUUUCCUCUCAAAAUGGACCGCAAGAGAAGUGUCCAGUGUCAUCACUAAAAUAUUCUUUACCCACUUCAAAUCUGAAACACUUUAACCCACUUCUUUAUACAAGUUGUAUUGCUUAGAUUUUUAUCCUACUUUAUCUUUGUCCUCCUGUUCUACUUAAGAUUAAAUAAUGAAUUCUGUGCUUAUUAAUUUUCUAUAGAAAACAGAUUUGCUUUGGUUUGCUUGUAACUGUAUACAUUAUAGCUAAUAAAUGGUUAACUGUUAUAAUGUAUUAUAAUGUUGGCAAAACUUUUCACGCUUUUGUUGCAUCUAACAAAAAGUCCUUAAAAUAUGCUUAAAAUAUCAUCUCAUAAUUUUAUAGUCUGCAAGCUAAGGUAGAAAGAAAAGAGUGGUGUGCUGAGCCUCGUGUAGAAAGGUCUACACAAAGUUGAAGUCUACCGUGUUGUAAUGCUUCAUUUGACUAUAUAUAUACAAUAUAUACAGCCUACAUUAUUGUUUCAAUAACACCCCUAUAGCAAUUCAAGCAGCUUCAUUAUGUAUGAUAAAGUUCUGUAAUUUACGCAUAUCUCAAGUACAAAAAUGCAUUUUGGCAGGAUAUUGAAGGCGAAUUAUUGUAAUAUAAAGAAAUUUUGUUUACUGGGAAUGCAAUAAAAGUGCGAGCAUUACGA
This is a messenger RNA of Pomacea canaliculata, 4677 nucleotides long. RefSeq lists its product as uncharacterized. The record is from RefSeq and is a predicted model, not a curated record. Bases 1476 to 2342 code for a protein of 288 amino acids. Lineage: Eukaryota; Metazoa; Mollusca; Gastropoda; Architaenioglossa; Ampullariidae. The transcript is spliced from 11 exons.